CGCGUCAAGGGGAAAAAAAAGAAAAGUUCCUCCACGAGCGCGACGGUGACGCGCACCGAGAGUUGGGGAGCGUGUGAGUCCUGAAGGGCAAAUAAGAGACUGGAGAAAACGACCUUAACCAUAUCAAGGUGCAUUUCUCUGAUUACUAUUCCAUAUAGGCGCAUGUGCAUUGCGUAGCCUAUAUAUUAUGAAUAUGUCGAACAUUUAAAUUAUAAGAUCUCGUGUCUGACAAGCAAAGCGUCAUCAUAGGUGCAUGAUUUCACUGGUGACCUACAGUAGCACGGGAUGCGCCACACAAAGCAAAGGGUCUGAAAUACCAGACGGGAGACACAGAGACCUUCAGGAGGCUCAUUACAUCGAUUCUUGAGGAUAUAUUUAUUUGUUAGCGGAUAUAUGUUCCUCUGGACCAUAAGGACGUACUCUACUUCCACCGGGAAUUCUGCUGCGAGGGAGCCGGUAUAAAUGAAAUGCAUGGAAAACUCUCCUGUAAAAUAACAUAGCCCAUUGGGAUUAUUAUAGCUAGUUAUUUAUAAUAAAUUCGUCCUACGGUCAUCUGGGCAUCUCAAAAGCCUUUUUACUCAAGGAGCCCGUGUUGUGUCCCUUUUUAAAACUUAUAUUUCAUUUUUGUUUCUUUUAUCGUUAAACCAUGACAGGAAUGACAAUUGCUCUGUUUUUUGAGAAUCUACUGAGUAAAUUGUCACUGUUUGGAUUAAAGAUGUUGGAUUCGGAUGUGAAAGUGGAAUAAUCAUUCAUAGAGAAUUACCAACUGUAUACAGGACUGGACGUUGGACCUCUUGUUAUAUUAUUCACUCAACUAUUUCGGACUUUUCUUGGUGAACUCAAACAAUGGGGAUCAAACUGAGAGUUAUUCUGGGAAUGUUUCAGUUCGUCUCACUUGCCAGAAUACCCACACAAUGUGCCAAGACACCGUCAGACCACUGGAUGCCAACAGAGAGCCACAGGUCUGGAGAAGUGGUGAGGUGGUUGGAUGUGUAUCAGAGAAGCGGAUGUCAUCCCAGAGAGACGUUGGUGGAGGUUUGGCGGGAGUUUCCUUGGGAGACGCAUCACCUCUUCCUGCCGUCGUGUGUAACGCUGCGCCGCUGCGGAGGCUGCUGCUCCGAUGAGGCGCUCGAGUGUGUGCCAUCACAAACACACACACUUGUAAUGGAGCUCAUGAGGACCUCAUACAUGAAGCAUGACCUUGUGCAGCUGCCUUUCAUUGAACACAACCAGUGUGAGUGCAGGCUAAAAGCAAAUCUUUAUGCAGAGCCAACCAGGCAAGGCCCACAGACAACCAGAAGAGGCAAAAAGCGGCAAAAGGGGAAACCAAAACGAAAGAAACACAUGGGGAAAAGUUCAUUGUAUGUUCCUCUUACACAAAACAGGAAUCUUGUGCCAACUACACCCCCUCCUCCUCCCCCUCCUGCCCUCCCGCCUAGCUCCGCCCCUCCACCACCUGCCAGAGAGGUGUGUCCACCAUGCCCCGCCCACAGGAUGACAUCAAAGCCUCCCUCUUGCGAAUGCAGGUGCAGUUUGAGGGAGGUGAGCUGUACAAAGAGAGGGAAGACACUCAACGAGCACAGCUGCCGAUGCGAAACCCAAAGUGAAUAGUGAAAUCAAACCACCCGUAUAAUCCACAGAUCAAACUUUGCACAGCUUUGAGGAGGUCAAAGGUUUGCUUAUUCUUUUGUCAUGGACUCUGAAGUUUUGGGUCUCACCCAGAAAGAGGGUUUGCGCUUGGGAAAGACCCACCCCCUGGCCCAUCUGGCUACGUCCCACACACUAUUUCAGCAGUAUUAGAUGCAUAUACAUUCUGUUUGCACUGUAUAUCCACUUCUGUACCGUGUGUAUGGAAUACAUCAGAUCCUAUUGUUGAGUUUAGGAAGCUUUUUCUCCACUGUAAACCAAUCUUCAGAUCACCUUUAACUAUUUGACAUUGUGUUUGGUUAAAGUUCGGUGGGUCAGUCGCUGGAAUAUGAGCCAGUCGUGGAGUUCUCAUUGAGCUUUGUCCAAAACCAAUUCUGGGAUUUUUCUUUGGCUUCAAUGGAUCCUCAUAGGCACGCACACGCAGCUAGUGUAAUGCUAAGGACGACAAGUGUGCUUAAAAGGAAAAGAGAAUAAGGAAGGAGUCUUUUUUUUUUGACAAAACUACUUAAGUGGAGAGUUUUUGAUGGGAUGGAUGUUGACAGACCUUCAAUGUUGAGAGAACUCAAGUGUCUCGCUACACAAACAGAGUAUCUUAUCCUAAGAACGUCCCCGAUGUGUCCUCUGACCCUCUGCUUGCGUUAAAUGGUUGGAUGGGUUGAUUAGACGGAUGGACGGGUGUCUGUGUGGUCUGAGUGGUGAAUAAUAAGGAUCUGCUCGUCUAUCCUAAUUUAUUCCUAGCCUCUAUAAGUCCAUAAUGUGGCUUCACAGACUGUAUCAAUGAGCCUUUUUGUGUUUGUUUGAUUUGCUUUUUGUUUGGUUCCUUCCUUUGGGAAUUGAAAGCUUUUCCCACUGGCUAGCCAGUGAAGGGAAUGCCAAUAGUAUAGAAACCUGGCUAUAUUCAAUUGGUGCUCACCAAACACACGUCUUCUCUCUCCCACACCCCCCGAUCACACUCAUUUUUCGUCUCUUUCUUUAUUCUUUUCACCUCGUCUGUCUCUUUUUUAAAAUUCUUUCUCCCUCACACACAAACACUCAUGCGUACACAUACAAAUGCAAGCAGGUAAAUAUAAGCUUUUCUGUGUUGAUACUGAAAGAAGAAUUUAUUUUAUCUAUCUUAUUCAUUUUGUAAAGAAUACUAAUGUUAUUGUAGUCCAUUUUAUUUUAAAGAAUGUUUCUUUGUUAAUUCAACCAAUAGAAUCAGGCUGGGUGGCCGUCAUAGACAAAUUCGCAGUCUCGACUUUGAGAGCACCCGGCAAGCUUCAGAAAAGGGAAGGGCCCAUUCUGUGUGUUAAGUUUUUCUUUAUCAUCUCACAGGAGUGGGAGGAUGAUGUAUUUAUUUUUUAUAUUGAGAUGCAUUUUGUAUUAUGCUUUGCAAUGUUUCUUGUGGGACAUUUAAUUUGCUGCGCCUGUAAUGAUCCGAGAAUAUUGAGUAUUUUUGCCUGAUUUCUUGAGAAAUGUUGAGGACUGUGAGUUUCCCCAGCUAACAGGGAACUCUCAAAGUUAUGAACAACGUUCGUCCAGUUGCGUUAAUAGAAUGUUUGUUCAUAGUUAUCAGGGGCCGGACUUACGAAACAUUCUUAAUAAUAAAACUCUUCUUUACGGCCAAUUAUUUUCUAACUUAAGAAAAAAGAUAAGAAUAUUUUGUAUUCCCAAAAAAAAUCUUUUUAUUAAGAAGACUUUCAUGAAUCCGGUCCCUGGUCUUCAAUAACCAAAAAAUUAAAUGAAAUUUAAUAAUCAAAA
Pimephales promelas (fathead minnow) is the source of this 3387-nucleotide messenger RNA. RefSeq names its product vascular endothelial growth factor Ba (gene vegfba). Gene Ontology annotation, biological process: positive regulation of mast cell chemotaxis; vascular endothelial growth factor receptor signaling pathway; vascular endothelial growth factor signaling pathway. The record is from RefSeq and is a predicted model, not a curated record. Gene Ontology annotation, molecular function: growth factor activity; chemoattractant activity; vascular endothelial growth factor receptor binding. Gene Ontology annotation, cellular component: membrane. NCBI's taxonomy places the organism in Eukaryota, Metazoa, Chordata, Actinopteri, Cypriniformes, Leuciscidae.